AUGGCGGCGAGAAAAUUGAACGAGGAUCCGUCAGCGGCUUGCGAAGAUCUGAGAUUCUUCGAACGACGAUUGACAGAAGUGAUCACAUAUAUGGGACCAUCAUGCACACGAUGGAGAAUUACAAUCGUCGUCUUCGCGGUAAUAAUUGGUGUGAUCGGAUCGAAAUAUGUGACAAGAGAAGUAAAUAUUGAGCAAUUCGAAACGUCAAUAUCUCACUUUCUAUUCACUACUCAUCUCGAUUUCACAUUAUGCGUUUGUGUCGGUUUUCUGCUAUUCGGAUUACUCGGUGUACACAGGAGAAUCGUGGCGCCAACGAUUGUUGCCCGCCGAUGUCGUGAUGCGUUGGCUCCAUUCAGUCUGAGUUGUGAUCACAAUGGAAAGCUAAUUGUAAAGCCAGCUGUUCGCAGUCCAACACUUUGA
Caenorhabditis remanei is the source of this 420-nucleotide messenger RNA. RefSeq lists its product as uncharacterized. The transcript has 5 exons. The record is from RefSeq and is a predicted model, not a curated record. The coding region runs from base 1 to 420 and encodes 139 amino acids. Gene Ontology annotation, cellular component: cytoplasm; Nem1-Spo7 phosphatase complex. Lineage: Eukaryota; Metazoa; Nematoda; Chromadorea; Rhabditida; Rhabditidae.